Molecule: messenger RNA, 3942 nt
Organism: Branchiostoma belcheri (Belcher's lancelet)
Lineage: Eukaryota; Metazoa; Chordata; Leptocardii; Amphioxiformes; Branchiostomatidae
Product: protein EFR3 homolog B-like
Exons: 26
Coding region: 108-2648 (846 amino acids)
Biological process (GO): protein localization to plasma membrane
Cellular component (GO): plasma membrane
Source: RefSeq, a predicted model, not a curated record
UCCCAAGCUAAUUCUUCCAAACAAUUGACUUGUGUGGAACAUUAACGGCCACGACUAAACACACAGGGAAGAUAUCCACCCCUGAGGAUGAUACUCCUUCGCUUGACAUGUCACCCGCGAUGUCCGAUGGUGGCCGGUGGAUUGACCUCAGUAUGUGUGGCUGUUGUGGGGCCCUGCGGCCUCGCUACAAGAAACUGGUAGAUGCCAUCUUUCCUGAAGAUCCACAGGAUGGCCUUGUGAAGACCAACAUGGACAAGUUGACGUUUUACACCAUCCGUGCUCCAGAGAAGCUGGACCGUGUGGGGGAGUACCUGGCACAGAGACUCAGUAGGGACGUGUCCCGGAACAGGAAAGGGUAUGUGGUGAUAGCAAUGGAGGCACUAGACCAACUGCUGCUGGCCUGCCAUGCACAAAGUAUCAACCUGUUUGUAGAGAGCUUCCUGAAGAUGGUGUCGAAACUGCUGGAAUCCCGGGAUCCUGAUUUGCAGAUUCUUGGCUCCACUUCUUUUGUGAAGUUCACCAACAUAGAGGAGGACACGCCAUCAUACCAUCGCCGCUAUGACUUCUUUGUGUCCAAGUUCAGUGCCAUGGCUCACAACAACAACCAGGCUCCUGAUGUCAGAAUUAAAGUUCGAGUUGCAGGACUGAGAGGAUUGCAGGGGGUAGUGAAGAAGACAUCUAGUGAUGAGUUACAGGUGAAUAUAUGGGAUAAGGUGCAUAUGGACAAGAUUGUCCCCUCCCUUCUCUACAACAUGCAUGAUGAGGACAGCCCGUCACCCUCCCCGUCUGAUGACACGCAGCAUGCCAGUCAGCACCAGGACACCACACGUCCCACCACGGUGGCAGAGACAUGUCUCAGGGACCUGGUCUGUCGCGCCGCCUUCGGGAGCAUCAAGUCUGUCCUCAAACCCGCACUCUGUCACCUUGACAACCACCAGCUGUGGGUUCCUAAUCGCUUUGCAGUAAAGUGUUUCAAGAUCAUCAUGUAUUCCAUGCAGUCCCAAUAUUCCCACGUGGCUAUCCAGUCGCUGCUAAGUCACCUUGACGACCACACGAGAGACUCCGCCCGUAUCAAGGCCAGCAUUGUUGGGGUACUGAAGGAGACGGUGUCGAUAGCAGCAGCAGGAUCAAUAGGACCUUCUGUGCUGGAGGUGUUUAACACAUUGUUACGUCAUCUGCGCCUGUCCAUCGACUACCAGCUGACGGGGAGGAGGGGCUCACAGGGAAGCAUCCACAAACAACCAAUCAACGAGGAGGAAGAGAAACUGUUCCAGGAGGCCAUCAUCACUACUGUUGGUGCAUUUGCCACUAUCUUGCCAGACUACCAGAAGAUAGAGAUCAUGAUGUUCAUCAUGGGGAAAGUGCCAAUCCCUCCACAGGACGGAGACAGCAGCAUGCUCUCAGCACGGGGAGUCCAGGGGGAGGAGGGGAAUCUGCUGUUGCAGAAUAUGCUGCUACAGAGCUUACACCAGGUGGCCCUGGCCUACACGUCCGUCUCCAUGACGACCACCUUCUCCACAGCGUUCCUGGACCCCUUACUGCGAGUCUCCCUGGUGGCCGACAUACGAGUCCGCCUGAUCGUACAGCAGAUUCUCCACACCCUCAUCGAUCGCCAUGGUAACUGUGAGAAGUUAGAAGAGAUCAGAAUACCCAAGUACAUCAGUGACCUUGAUCUGAAGGUUGAAAAGUGUUCCAGGCAAGACUUGGCCUUCAUGAGAAAGCAUGGCCCCCAGUUCUACUCCAUGCUGUAUGAGAACCUCCUGCAGCGUGACAACAGUGAUGAGAACUUCCACGCCAUCUACUGCACCAUGGCCCUGCUGUGUGUGGAGCUGGGAGGGGAGGAUGUCCUGGUGGAGCUGCUCAGACUCACACUCGGCCUACAGGAGAUUGUCUGCAAACCACAAGAGGAAUAUGACCUGUCAACUGCACACAUCUGUAAGCUCCACGCUGUCCUAGCUGCAUACUUGAACCUGAUCAGUCAGCUGACGGCCAUCCCUACCCUGUGCCAGCAUGUCACCCAGGUGUUGGAGACCAGGAAGCAGGAGGCACCUUACUUCUUGCCUGAAACUGCCUUCAUGGAGGGAGAUAGCCUGGAUCAUGUGACUCUGCCAGACACUGUGGACACAAAGUUGUUGUUCCACCAGAAUGUCAUCAAUGAAGCCAUGGCCAGCAGCGGGCACGAAGUCUCCAGACUGUCACAGCCAUUUGUUCCUCUUAGAUCAGAUUUCCCAUCUCAAAGCAGAUACAGUAUGGAUGUCCAGUCCAUCAACAUUGAGAUGGACCAGGUGGACACCCCUGGCAGAGAGCGGACAAGUUUCCGUGCAUGUUCUUUUGUGAAACACCCAGGAGAGGAAAUCACCUUUGAAACCCUGAAGAAAACCUUAACUGAGAAGACCCCAGAUGCAGAGGAUGAUGAAGCAAGACGACGGGAAGUUGUUGAAAAGUUCCAGAAUGCACCAUUUGAAGAGAUAGCAGCCCAUUCUGAGGCCAGGUCCCAGCAGCUGAACAACAAGCUGAAUGAGAUCAUGGACAUGGUGUCAAAACCAUCCGUGGAUGCCUCAGGCAGAGUGGUGUCCCUGUCAGGACCCUUCCAAGUCAAGUCUGUUCCUGUCUAUGAGAUGCAGUUCCCUGACUUGUGUGUGUACUAGUCCUGCCACACUGAUCUACCCUCACCCCUCCUCACAAAUGGACUGAUCCUAGUUGUGAUAAGCUUUAUUGUGUUUGGACUGUGUCACCAUGUCUAAGAGGGUGUUAAACAUUAAACUCAUUCUCAAGUCUUCCUUCAACUUUGAUUGUCUCUAAACUGCAAUGCAGUUUGUAUGUCUCACCUAUUUCUUUCCAUUACAUGGCAAGUUUCUUCUUUUUGUUCCAUCUGCUAUAAACACCCCUCUCUUACAAAUAGUAACACCUUCUAUGGAAAUGGUAGCCUGUGUAAAUUGCAUCCCACACGUAAUGUUUUGUGACUGGUACAUGUAGUAGUCUACUAGUGGAAACCUAUGGCAACAAUGACAGAAAUGUUAAUUUUAAACAUUGUCAGAUUAAAUGUUGAAUAGAAAUCAGAUGUAAUUCUGGCAUGUCUGGGGUACCUGAAUGUAUGAAACUGUCCAAAGCUCUACCCAUAUUUUAGCAGAGUAUAUUAAAUGUGUAAAUGUUAGUGUAAUGCUCACUCUGCAUGUUUCUGGUAAUUUGUUCCCUACAAGCUAAGAGAUCAAUUAGUGCUGUAUAUACUGUAUAUGUGACCUGUAUUGUCAACGUUUUGACAGUGUUCUGUGUAAAAAAAUCAAUGUUAACUUUGUGGUAAAAGCAUGAGCAAGUUCAAAUAGUCAAUGUUGAAAACCUGUGUAGUCUAAUGAAGCUUGAAUUAAGGACCUGGAAUAAUUGUACAUGUAACUGAAAGUGAUACAUUAUUUGUAAAAAAUAAAAGUAAUAAACAUUGUCUUCUCAAUACUAGGUAAUUGUCAUUAAAUGUAAAGAGAGAAACUUUAUCAAAUUAUUAAUAGGAUGAUAUAGAUGACAGAGAUUCCAAAUAGGUACAUAUAGAAGUUAGGCACCUGUUUCAUGCACUUAUCCAAGACAACUAGUAGUUGAAAUCUUGAUUGCAAGUGGAGUGAAUCGUAUUUUACUGAUGAAUGUCAGUUAGACUGGAGAGCAAAUCAAUAGAAAUGUUUUCCCUAAAUGUUGGAUCUAGUUUCAAAACGAAUGUUGCUACACGUAUUUUAUAGCACAGAUUGCUAUGGCAAUAAAACAUUGUGACAUUGUAACAAUGGUAGUGAAAGGAUAUGUGUAAUAAAGAGCAAUCGAUAAGGUAUUGCCUUUUUCAGUGAUUGAAUGUGGUUGAUGUUAGGGUCUAUCUUGUUAUAGAACAGAUUGCCUAAGUUCCUUUUCAGUGGUUAGUUCUGUCACAAGCUGCAGCGGGUUGAACAUCCUACGACAAAUGUGAUA